AUGCUUGUGGCUGCACCGUCCACCACACAUUCAGCGACACCCAUCAGCAUUCCAUCUUCCAACACAACGACCAUUAAGAAAUCAACGUCAAUACAAUCUCCAUUUUGGUUUGGAGGUGCUGCUUCAUGCCUGGCUACAUUUGUCUCUCAUCCAUUUGACUUGACAAAAGUCAGAUUGCAGACAUUGCGGGUGGAGAAUAGCACAGCAUGGUCUGAAUUCAAGUUGCUGAGCCCUGCUAGAAUGUUUAAAACCAUGUGGACCAUCAGCCGAACAGAAGGCGUUCAAGCUCUGUACAGUGGAUUAUCAGCUAGUUUGUUACGACAAGGCACCUAUUCCACCAUUCGAUUCGGACUGUACGAUCAAUUCAAGUGGUCUGUCGCUGGCGAUCAAAAACCCACCGUCCGUCAAUUGAUCUUUUGUUCGACCUUGGCAGGAGCAUUAGGUGGUGCCUUUGGUAACCCCAGCGAUGUUGUGAAUGUGCGUAUGCAAAACGACGGACAAUUACCACCCAAUCAAAGAAGAAAUUACAAAAAUGUGUUGGAUGGUAUGGUUAGAAUUUGCCGUGAGGAGGGACCUCGAGUGCUAUUGAGAGGCAUUGGAUCUAGCACACACCGCGCAAUCCUUAUUACAGUAUCACAGAUGUCCAGUUAUGAUAUGUUCAAGCAAGCAUUCAUUGAUAGGCUGCAUUUCAAUGACGAUUUGAUGACACAUUUUGCUUCGAGUCUGUUGGCUGGCUUGGUUGCGACGACAGUCUGUUCUCCUUUGGACGUCGUUAAAACCCGUAUCAUGAGCGCACAUUUGCUUGACAACAGACAUCCUAUUAAAAUUAUGGCACACAUGAUCAGGAGCGAAGGCGUUGGAUCUCUCUUCCGCGGUUGGAUGCCUGCAUUUGUCAGAUUGGGACCUCAUACCAUAGUGACAUUCAUCGUACUUGAGCAGCUUAAGGAAUGGCACAAGAGCUAUAAAUUAGCACAACAGCAGAUAGAUGAGUAA
This is a messenger RNA of Mucor velutinosus, 993 nucleotides long. Its product is annotated as GTP-binding protein. Lineage: Eukaryota; Fungi; Mucoromycota; Mucoromycetes; Mucorales; Mucoraceae. Gene Ontology annotation, biological process: thiosulfate transport; oxaloacetate transport; malate transmembrane transport. The record is from RefSeq and is a predicted model, not a curated record. The transcript has 3 exons. Gene Ontology annotation, molecular function: oxaloacetate transmembrane transporter activity; antiporter activity; succinate transmembrane transporter activity. The coding region runs from base 1 to 993 and encodes 330 amino acids.